This is a messenger RNA of Conger conger (European conger), 819 nucleotides long. RefSeq names its product conserved oligomeric Golgi complex subunit 4-like. The record is from RefSeq and is a predicted model, not a curated record. The transcript is spliced from 8 exons. NCBI's taxonomy places the organism in Eukaryota, Metazoa, Chordata, Actinopteri, Anguilliformes, Congridae. Bases 1 to 756 code for a protein of 251 amino acids.
AUGCCUGCAUCAAGGGAGGUGCUGUAUAAUAAGCUCCGGCAGGGCUUCCCUGCCACCACGCUGCAGGAUAUCCAGCGCGGCGUGAGCAGUGCCGUCAGUCUGAUGCAGAGCAGCCUACAGCAGGGCAAGUUCAACACGCUGGGCAUCGAGAGCGCUGAGGACGCCAAGGCAUCCUUCCAUCCACCUAAUGCACUGACACUGAAUAAUGUGGAAGUGUGCAGUGAUAACAUCAUCACCCUAAAGAAGAACCUGCAGGUCAAGCCCUGGAUCAGCAACUUCCUGUCCAUCUCGCACAACAUUGAGGAGGAAGAGUUUAACGAGUACGAGGCUAACGAUCCGUGGGUCCAGCAGUUCAUCGUCAACCUGGAGCAGCUGAUGGCUGAAUUCAAGGCGGGACUGUCCCCAGUCAUCUAUGACACACUGACCAGCCUGAUGACCAGUCUGAUCUCCUUGGAGAUGGAGAAGGCGGUGCUGAAAUGCACCUUCAGCAGGUUGGGGGGACUGCAGUUUGAUAAGGAGCUGCGCUCUCUCGUGGCCUAUCUGACCACCGUCACCACCUGGACCAUCAGAGACAAGUUUGCCCGGCUCACACAGAUGGCCACCAUCCUCAACCUGGAGCGGGUGACAGAAAUUCUGGACUACUGGGGUCCCAAUUCCGGCCCCCUGACCUGGCGGCUGACCCCUGCGGAGGUACGGCAGGUGCUGGCUCUCAGAAUGGACUUCCGCAGCGAGGACAUCAAGAGACUGCGGCUGUGAACUCUGACCUCUGGAGCCGCGCCUCCCUAGCCUGAGCACAGUGACUGUCCGGUCUUUUUCCCA